AACCGCCAUUUUGAAAAUCUUGUUGAUUCGGGGGAGCCGAGAGCGCGGCGCGAGCGUCACGCCAGAGAGCGGCCCGCGCGCCUCCUCCUCGGCGCUCGCCGCCGCCUCCCGGAGCCUCUUCGUGCCUUCGCGCGCCAGGCCCGCGGCGGCCGGCACCGGCGGUCGACAGCAUGUCCUCCUCGGGCCCAGCUGCAGAGGGAGAGGGAACCCCCGCCCAGCCCGCGUCCGAGAAAGAGCCCGAAAUGCCCGGCCCGAGAGAGGAAAGUGAAGAGGAGGACGAGGACGACGAGGAGGAGGAAGAGGAGGAGGAGGAAGAAAAAGGUGGGAGAAAGUCGCGUCUCUGGUGAUGGAUUUCACAGAAAACCGUUUUCUUGCCUCCUUUUUUGCGCCUGGAGACGCCGAAUCGGAGGGAUCUCUGGCGAGAAUGUUGGCGAGAUUUAUCCCUUUUUGGUGUUGAGCAGUGGCAGAGAAUUGGUGAAUUCCGGUUGGUAGAAAAUAGCUGUUAGCGUUGUUAUUUACGCAUUUGGGAGUUGCGGUUGACUUGUGGCCGGCAAUCUGCGUUCGUAACGUUUUCGUCAUUUGACAGGACGUUUCUAAGUUUCAGAUCUGUUUUUAAGACUUGUUUGUUGGCUUUUGAAGUCGCUAGGGUUGCUGUUUUUAAUUUCAUCUUCUGCUAAUUUAAGUACAGGUGUUUUGCCUUUUGAAGUUCUUGCGAGGUCUUUCCUGAAACCACACAUGCAGACGUGAAGACGUUAUUCAUGCUAGUCCUGGAGAUAUUUUGACAACUUUUCAUGCAUCUGCUGAACUUCAGCAGAGGCCCUUUGCAGAGGCUUGGGGGAGUUCACUCUCACGGGGAAACACCAGUGAAAGCUGUUGCUGCUCGAGAAAGUAGUUAAAUACGAAAGCGGUGAACUGUGAAAGAGCUCCGAAACUGGUCUCAGUUUUGGAGUUGCAGGAGUGCACUAUUAACCAUUAUUUGCCUGGAGGCCUGAAGCAGGAGGACCUUACCGGAUGCGGGACUGAUAGAGCAUCACUUUCUCCAACAUGCACGGGGCACUACCACUUCCGGAAAAGAGUCUGAUCGUGGAAGGCAAGAGGGAAAAGAAAAAAGUGGAGAGAUUGACCAUGCAAGUCUCUUCCUUACAGAGAGAGCCAUUUACAAUUGCACAAGGAAAAGGACAGAAACUUUGUGAAAUUGAAAGGAUACAUUUCUUCCUGAGUAAAAAGAAAACGGAUGAACUUAGAAAUCUACAUAAACUACUUUACAACAGACCUGGCACAGUGUCCUCAUUAAAGAAGAAUGUGGGUCAGUUCAGUGGCUUUCCAUUUGAAAAAGGAAGUGUUCAAUAUAAAAAGAAGGAAGAAAUGUUGAAAAAGUUUAGAAAUGCCAUGUUAAAGAGCAUCUGCGAGGUUCUUGAUUUGGAGAGAUCAGGUGUAAAUAGCGAACUGGUGAAGAGGAUCUUGAAUUUCUUAAUGCAUCCAAAGCCUUCUGGCAAACCAUUGCCAAAAUCUAAGAAAACUUCUAGCAAAGGCAACAAAAAGGAACGGAACAGUUCUGGAAUGGCAAGGAAAGCUAAGCGAACCAAAUGUCCUGAAAUUCUGUCAGAUGAAUCCAGCAGCGAUGAAGAUGAAAAGAAAAACAAGGAAGAGUCUUCAGAUGAAGAAGAUAAAGAAAGCGAAGAAGAGCCACCAAAAAAGACCUCUAAAAGAGAAAAACCUAAACAGAAAGCCACUUCCAAAAGUAAGAAAACUGUAAAAAGCGCUAAUGUUAAGAAGGCAGAUAGCAGCACCACCAAGAAGAAUCAAAACAGUUCCAAAAAAGAAAGUGAAUCUGAGGACAGUUCAGAUGAUGAACCUUUAAUUAAAAAAUUGAAGAAACCUCCUACAGAUGAAGAGUUAAAGGAAACAGUGAAGAAAUUACUGGCCAGUGCCAACUUGGAGGAAGUCACAAUGAAGCAGAUUUGCAAGGAGGUAUAUGAAAAUUAUCCUGCUUAUGAUUUAACUGAAAGAAAAGAUUUCAUAAAAACAACUGUUAAAGAGCUGAUUUCUUGAGGCAGAGGAGAUAACUUGUCCCGUGGACGUCAGGAUCUGAUUUAUACCGUUAUACCAGCAAAGAGAAUGUAUUUCCUUUUCUACCCCUUGCAAGCGUUGUGUUAGUAGAACCUGUCGCUGAUCUUUUUAAGUAAAUUUGAGUUUGUUGUUUUAAAUUGCAUUUCUAUGCAGUUUUUAGUUUAAAAUUUUGCAUGGCAGUAAUUGUUCCUUGCUUUUAUAGCUGUAUUUUGUACAUUUUGGAUUUCUUUAUAUGAGAUCGUAGUUUUAGCGUGCUUAGUAUUCGCUUGUUUCAGACAUACUUUUAACGAAGUAGAAGAAACUAUUAUUGACAUUUAUACAUGCAGAGACUAUGGCAGUAUUUAGUAGAUGAAAUAUUUUGAAUACACAUCUGACAGUGGCAGUGUGUUCAUCAUAUUAAAAAUACACAGGCUUCAGCUAUCCAGAUGAUUAAAUUGGAAAAUUUCUGCUGCAUGUGUAUAUAUGUCAAAUCGUCAGCAUGACAAAAGUGACAGAUGUUAUUUUUGUAUUUUUAAAAACAACUUUGUUGUAUAUAAAGUUUUUUUAUUUCUUUUGUGCAGAUCAAUUUUUAAACUCCUAUAGGUAGGUAUCUUUACAGUUAUAAACUAUGAAAUGUCAGUGUUCGGCCAGAUGGUAUGUGACGGAGCAGCGAAAUCAGAAUUCAGUGGAGAAAACACUGAAGGAACAGGUCGUUCUCUGCUUUGCCUCAGAAGUGUCAAUUCGUAGUUUUAGUGUUAACUCUGCAAGUGUCUGUAGAUAACAUUUUAUGUUAAGGGUAGACCAAAUCAACACAUCAGAACUUCAAAAUUGGGGGAAGGGGAUUAAGUACAAGCACAUUUGGCUUCUAAUGAACUGAUUUUUAUUAACUGCUUUUGCCCAUGUAAAAUGCGGAUAUUUACAGGAAACCUGGCCACCUUUAUAAUUAUGGUAAAGGUACCAAGUAUAAUGCUAGAAGAUAAUGUGUAGGCAAUAGUGGGUAUCUCCGACAAAGUAUUUCUCAAAAGUGAUCAAAAGACUUAUUUUUAACAUUAAAGAAGUUUAAUGUAUUCGUGGAAUCAGGACUUUUAGGUUUUAAAUUUUGGCCAAUCAGGAUUCUGGGUGAUCAACACACAGACCACUCCUGAAUUAGAUUGUUUCAUCUUUUACAUUGUCGAAAUCAGUUUAUUAAAUAAUUUCUGAAUUUUAAAAACAUAACUGCUUAUGAGAGAAUUAGGCCUUUGAUAAACCAGUUGAGUGUUUAAACAGAGAACAUGAAAUACAUAAAAAUGAUAAAUGUUGGCCGUUAGCAGGUACUUUCACAGGUCUGACGUGUUUCUUGAUAAAUACAAAUGAAUAAACAACUAAAUGAGACCUAAAAAUUGGCCGUUGAUUUUAAAUAUUUAAUUUGUUCCUAUAAACCUUGUCAAUAAAACUAAUAAAUCCA
Leopardus geoffroyi (Geoffroy's cat) is the source of this 3493-nucleotide messenger RNA. It is a transcript of the gene DEK, whose product is annotated as DEK proto-oncogene. Gene Ontology annotation, molecular function: DNA binding; histone binding. Gene Ontology annotation, biological process: regulation of double-strand break repair; chromatin organization. The transcript has 11 exons. Gene Ontology annotation, cellular component: nucleus. The coding region runs from base 1045 to 2052 and encodes 335 amino acids. The record is from RefSeq and is a predicted model, not a curated record. NCBI's taxonomy places the organism in Eukaryota, Metazoa, Chordata, Mammalia, Carnivora, Felidae.